This is a messenger RNA of Saccoglossus kowalevskii, 1999 nucleotides long. It is a transcript of the gene bmp5/8, whose product is annotated as bone morphogenetic protein 5/8. Gene Ontology annotation, molecular function: growth factor activity; cytokine activity. Lineage: Eukaryota; Metazoa; Hemichordata; Enteropneusta; Harrimaniidae. The record is from RefSeq and is marked provisional. Gene Ontology annotation, cellular component: extracellular region.
GCAGCCAGUGCGUGUGCGUAUGGUUAUUCAACGACGUUUAGCUAUUGUGAAUAUUUGCUUCGAUACUCAGUCUUUUAAAAGUUGUAUGUUGUAGUCUGUGUCGAUUUUCAAGAGGAUUCGACGGCGAGUUGGGAAACAGGACUCUAAUAGGUACUUGUGUUCUCAAUAAGGCACUCAGAGCGUCCUUUCAAACGUACCCCGUAUUGCAUUUACAUCUCAAAAAAACCCACUCAGUUCAGCCUCCCGCAAGUUAUUGUGGUCCGCGCUGUGUGAAGUCAUGAUACUAGAUUUUACGGAGCUAAGCAUGUGCCGUUCGGAUAAAAUGCGGUGUCGCUGGGUCCUCUUCUGCUGGCUGUUAUUUACCAGUACCACUGCCUGGGAUUUGUACGCAGAGGAAACGCAGGACUUGCACUCGGAUCUCAAUGACCCAGUGUUUCAGGUUUUCGGAAAGCAAAAGAAGGACAUGCAACACGAGAUUCUGUCGCUAUUGGGUCUCCAACAUAGACCGAGGCCACGGGCACAAGCAACGCACAAUUCGGCUCCUAAGUUCAUGAUCGAUUUGUAUCGAACAAUUUCCACGGAAAAUAACGAAACACUGGAGGAUAUUCCGAGUCAUGCAUUACUCCACGAUCUAACACACAACUACACGCUUCAGGAGGUGAACGCUAUUAACAACGCCGAUGUUGUCAUGAGUUUUCCACUACAUCAGAAGAAACAUCACAAAUCACCUCGAGUCAAUGUACAACGGUAUGAAUUUGACGUAAGUGACGUGUCAUUGGAAGAUACUGUGACGUCAGCCGAGUUGAGAAUGUAUAAAACAUCAUUGGAUCCAGAAAGCAGUUACAAAAUACACGUGUAUCAAGUUCUUACCGGAAAAGCAAAAGAGACAGUUUUACUUGACCAAAGGACGAUAUUUGGCUAUGAGCAAGGGUGGUUAGUGUUUGACGUCACGCAUGCUGUAGAUGUGUGGGAUUUAUUGGAAAAAGAUAAACUGAAAAUCCACGUCGAAAUAGAGACAUCAGAAGGAGAGGCCGUGGAUAUCAAAGAUGUCGGCAUUUUAGGAGAAGACGAAGCCGAUGAAAAACAACCUUUCGUGGUAGCAUUUUUCAAGACGUCAGAAGAGGCACACUCGAGACGGAGGCGAGGAGCAGGGUCGAAGAAAAGAAAUCGAAAUCGAGAUAGAAACAAGAAACCCGACAAUUACGAUGACGACGAAGAUAACAAGAGUCGCCGCGAUAGAAGUUGUAAAAAACGAUCACUGGUUGUCAGCUUCAGGGAGCUAGGUUGGCAGGACUGGAUUAUUGCUCCAGAUGGCUAUUCCGCUUUUUACUGCAAUGGGGAAUGUUCAUUUCCCUUGAAUGCACAUAUGAAUGCAACAAAUCAUGCUAUAGUCCAGACCCUGGUUCAUCUCAUGGAUCCGGAAGCAGUUCCCAAGCCUUGUUGUGCACCCACCAAGUUAAACGCCAUCUCGGUACUCUAUUUCGAUGACAGUUCUAACGUCAUACUGAAAAAAUACCGUAACAUGAUAGUCAAAUCGUGCGGUUGUCACUGAAUAUUUUUUAUUCACGCCUUAAUGCGUGAAUGUUUCUUCUUCACAAAAUUAAUAAUUGGUCGGUUUCUCGGAAAGCAGUUUGCAUACUGUGAACAAAAAAUACAGCGGCUUUUCACUUGUGUCACAAAAGGCAGAAUUGACGGGAAACUCUCAGAUCAGACGACAGCUUGCCAAGUGAUGAAGCCUAUAUUUUUAUUGUUCACCUUUAAUGUGAAUCGGCUAAUUUUUUUCUUUACUCGAAAAGUAUCAUGGGACAUCUUAUUAUCCAUGAUGAAGUUGAAGUUUGAACAUUUCGUCUGUGUUUUUUUUUCUGAUAUGUUAUUUUCUCGGACGAUUGACCUCAUUUAUAUGCUUUGUAUAUUUUAGUUUAAUCGUUUUUAAAAAACUAAGUAUACAAGGAGAUCCGCCCGGCAGGUAAUGCUAUAUUUUUUAUGUUACAGCAGUUCG